Messenger RNA from Nannospalax galili (Upper Galilee mountains blind mole rat), 1275 nucleotides. RefSeq names its product methyltransferase like 5 (gene Mettl5). Bases 581 to 1210 code for a protein of 209 amino acids. Gene Ontology annotation, molecular function: rRNA (adenine-N6-)-methyltransferase activity; nucleic acid binding. Gene Ontology annotation, biological process: rRNA methylation. The transcript is spliced from 7 exons. The record is from RefSeq and is a predicted model, not a curated record. NCBI's taxonomy places the organism in Eukaryota, Metazoa, Chordata, Mammalia, Rodentia, Spalacidae.
GGUGUAGAUCAUUACUUUUUGAGAAGCUUCGAGGGAAACGCAGCAAAAGGUCACACUGGCCUGUAUAUAAAGCAAGCGUGGCUUUCCCGUUGCGUCACGCGCCGCCCUCCUCCUCUCCCCACCGUGAUGCCUCUAGGCAGCAGGCAAGCUGGAGUUCCGGGCUUCUCCACUGGCGAGGUCUAAGACACAAGCUGCUUCCUCCAGUGGCGGAUCAAAAAACACUCGGGCGGGCACGGAACCCAGUCGACCGGCACAGGUUGCAGCUGGGUACCCAGCCGCUGGGUGCGCGCGUGCGCGGCGGCUCUUCCGGCGCUGCGGUGAGGGUCGCCUGGGGGAACUGUCCGGACGUCGCACGGGAAGUCGCCUAGCGAGAGGUCGCGCGCCAGUCUCCCAGCAGCCGGUGGCGGGGCAGUGCCUGGGAGGCCUGUGUGCUCCGAGUGCCAAGUCCCCGCGUCCUCUGCGCGCCCCCGCCUGCGCCGACCCUCCAAGUACACGCCGUGGUUAGGAAGGAAGGGUCUGGUUUAGAGAGUUCCCUGCAAGUCCUGUGCGUUAAGCCCGGAGCCCACACUAAAAAGAGAAAAUGAAGAAAUUAAGGUUUAAGGAACUAGAGAGUCGCCUGCAAGAAGUGGAUGGAUUCGAAAAACCCAAGUUACUUCUAGAACAGUAUCCCACCAGGCCGCACAUUGCAGCAUGCAUGCUCUAUACAAUCCAUAACACAUAUGAUGACAUUGAAAAUAAAGUGGUUGCAGAUCUAGGAUGUGGCUGUGGAGUACUUAGCAUUGGAACUGCAAUGUUAGGAGCAGGGUUGUGUAUUGGAUUUGACAUAGAUGAAGAUGCACUGGAAAUAUUUAAUAGGAAUGUGGAAGAAUUUGAGUUAACAAAUGUUGAUAUGAUUCAGUGUGAUGUGUACUCAUUAUCAAAUAGAAUGCCCAAGUCAUUUGAUACAGUAAUUAUGAACCCUCCCUUUGGAACCAAAAACAAUAAAGGGAUGGAUAUGGCUUUUCUAAAGACUGCUUUGGAAAUGGCAAGAACAGCAGUAUAUUCAUUACACAAAUCCUCAACUAGAGAACAUAUUCAAAAGAAAGCUGCAGAAUGGAAAAUCAAGAUAGAAAUUAUUGCAGAGCUUCGAUAUGACCUGCCAGCAUCAUACAGUUUUCAUAAAAAGAAAUCAGUGGACAUCGAAGUGGACCUAAUUCGGUUUUCUUUUUAAAAGCUUCCAGAGACAAAAAGCAGCUUAAAAUCUAACUAAGAUGAAUAAAAAUGUUGUUUACUAAA